Molecule: messenger RNA, 6493 nt
Organism: Danio aesculapii
Lineage: Eukaryota; Metazoa; Chordata; Actinopteri; Cypriniformes; Danionidae
Gene: psd2
Product: pleckstrin and Sec7 domain containing 2
Exons: 15
Coding region: 271-2769 (832 amino acids)
Biological process (GO): regulation of ARF protein signal transduction
Molecular function (GO): phospholipid binding; guanyl-nucleotide exchange factor activity; protein binding
Source: RefSeq, a predicted model, not a curated record
CAGCCGCUCGGUCUGUCGGUCGCGAAGCGCUGUCCACGCGGCGGCGAGAAGAGACGGCAUGUGUCACACUCGCUUCUGAUAAGCCCUGCGCACAGCUUCCUCCUUAAAAACAGCUAAUCGAUCCACUCGGAUGAUAGAGUCAGACAAGACGCGCGCGCGCUCUGCCCCAAAAUCGCAUUAAUUGCAGACGGAUUUGCCGGUCUAAAGUUCACUCCCUGUACCGUGUUCGUGACCCCAGGCUGACGGGACGUCGUGAUUGAGGAGGUCAACAUGAGUCAGGAGGGGCAGGAUGACCCCCUCCAUACCCCUGCAGAAACACCUGAGGAACAAGAAGAACAUUUGGAGAACUGUAAUGGGACAGAGACUGAGACAGAGGAGCCUGAAGAUGGAGACACGGAGAAUAACAGAAACACAGAGGAGGAGGAGCAAGAGAAGGUGACGUUAGACCAGGAUGAUGGGAGAAACGGUGAGAUUGAGAGCAGCUGUUUAGAUCCUGGAACAGAAAAAUUUGACAUCUGUGAAGGUGGCGACAAGCGGAGCACAGAAAAGGACAUAAGCACGACUCUGUGUUCUCUUAGGUUUGAGAAUGGGACUGAAGAUGACAGUGAAGAACAGGAUGAUGAGGAGGUGAUACCUCAAGAGGGAAACCUAGAUGCCUUCAGCUCUACCUUUGAGCUGUCCGUCGAAGAAGCGGAUGCUGAGGUAGAGGACGAAGAAAAGGAGGAGACAGAGACUCGAAAUCAGGACAGUUUCAGCUCUACUUUUGAGAGCAUUGUUGAGCGGGUUGCCAAGGCCACGGUUGUGGAGGAGGAGGAAGAGGAGGAGGAGGGAGAGGAAGAGUUCGACAGGACGAAAGAGAGCCAGGAUGGAUUCAGCUCCACGUUCGAGCGUAUAGUUGAGUCCGAGCUUCUACGAGGUGGGACUUGCUACAGCAGUCUGGAUUCUCUGGACGUCCUGUCGCUCACCGACGAGACGGACAGCUGUGUCAGCUUCGAGGCGCCGCUGACCCCGCUCAUCCAGCAGAGGGCUCUGAUGGGCCCCGAGCCUCCAGAACUGGAGCUGGAGACCGUACAGGAGGGGGCUGAGAGUGAGGGUGAAUUUGGGAUGGAGACAGCUAGGGAUGAAGCCAGCUCUGCAAGUCCACUGCGGACAACUAUACCAGGGAGCAGAUCGGAAAAUGUGUUGAGCCAGCCGGCACAAUGGAGCAUCCCUAAUGGAUUUCACAUUGAGCUGCCUGGGAAUGGACAGAGUGCAGGAAUGAUGCCAAACUCCAUCAGUGAUGCCAACCUCACGGAUGCACUGUGCGACUCUGAGCUGGGCAGCGUGGACACGUUGGAGCGGGGAAGCACAGAUACUCUUGCCAAUGGGUGCCGCGUGGAUGCAGAUGCUGCCAAACGACUGGCCAAGAGACUCUUCUACCUGGAGGGCUUCAAGCGCUGUGACGUGGCACGACACCUGGGCAAGAAUAAUGAAUUCAGCCAGUUGGUGGCGUCGGAGUACCUGAGCUUUUUUGACUUUACGGGAUUGUCGUUAGACAGAGCACUCAGGAACUUCCUGAAGGCAUUUCCUCUGAUGGGAGAAACGCAGGAGAGAGAGCGUGUGCUGGUGCAUUUCUCCAAACGCUUCUGCCACUGCAACCCAGAGGCUCUCACCUCAGAGGAUGGUGCUCACACACUGACCUGCGCACUCAUGCUUCUCAACACAGACCUGCACGGACAUAAUAUCGGGAAGAAGAUGUCUUGCCAGCAGUUCAUUAGCAAUCUAGACGGCCUUGACGACGGCAAAGAUUUUCCCAAAGAAUUGCUCAAGGUGCUCUAUAACUCAAUAAAGAACGAGAAGCUGGAGUGGGCGAUUGAGGAAGAGGAGUUGAGGAAGAGCCUCUCAGAGCUGGUGGAGGAGCAGUGUGAGACGGGAGGGAAGCGGGUUGUCAGGGUAACGGACGGCAGUAACCCUUUCAUCGGCAUCCCGCUUUUACUCAAUGCCACCACGUACAAACACGGAGUUCUGACACGAAAGAGCCAUGCAGAUAUGGAUGGCAAACGUACCCCCAGAGGCCGCAGAGGCUGGAAGAAGUUUUACGCCGUGCUGAAGGGGAUGAUUCUCUACCUGCAGAAAGAUGAGUAUAAGCCUGAUAAGGAUCUGUCAGAGGUGGACCUGAAGAAUGCAGUACGAGUUCAUCAUGCUCUCGCUACUAGAGCCUGUGACUACAGCAAAAGACAAAAUGUCCUCAAAUUGAAGACCUCUGACUGGAGGGUCUUCCUCCUGCAGGCCCCAAGUGAGGAGGAGAUGAUGUCAUGGAUUUUCAGGAUUAAUCUGGUCGCUGCUCUCUUUUCGGCUCCUGCUUUUCCCGCUGCCAUCGGCUCCAUGAAGAAAUUCUGCAGGCCACUGCUGCCUUCAUCCACCACUAGACUCAACCAGGAGGAGCAGCUGAAGUCCCAUGAGAAUAAACUUAAGCAGGUCAGCGUGGAGCUGGAGGAGCACAAGAGAAGCCCACCAGAGCUGACCCCCAAGAGCAAAGAGUCAGAAGAGUAUCGAAUCAAAGAGCACUAUUUAACCUAUGAGAAAUGUCGCUACGAGACGUACAUCAGCCUCCUGCUGGCCAAGAUCCGCGCUGGAAGUGAUGACUUGGACAAGAUUGAGGCCAGUCUGUUCAGCGGUGAAGGGAAAGAAGGAUACCUGCGCAAAACUCAGUCCAGCCCGUCGAUCAGUCAAGGUCAGGGGGUCAACGGACGGGCCACUCAUAAACACAUCCCAGAAAACAACAGCUGAAGGGCUUUCACUGAACUCACCAGACCCCCCAACGACUCCAACUGGCAGAAAUACAAAACGUAGCAUUAUAACGUCCUUAUUAUUUCCAUGUACAGUAAAUUUAUGAUGACAGUUAUAUGUAUUAUUAGUAUUAUUACUACAGGAAUAAACAUUGUUAAUAAUGCAAUGAACAUUAUUAUGUGCCAAAUAUGAAACAAUGAGGAGACCAAGACUGUAUAAGUGGGAGGAAGUAAUAACAAUGCGCUUAAUGUCAAGAGAAAGUAGACUGCAGCAUCCUAAAUGUAUUGCACUGUGAGAUGCAAACACAUUGUGAUGUCAUUUAAAAUUAUUUGACACACAAACUUUAGUUUCAAUUAAAGAGACAUUUGGAGAAAAAAAUAAUCAUAUGCACCCUCAUAUUGGUUCAAACCUGUAUGAUUUUCUUUCUGAAGAACAUAAUGUAUUGAAGAACGUUGGGGUCUGAUUUAUAUUAAACGCCAUUUAUUUUCAUUGAAUGGACAGAACAAAAAACAUUGAAAAAAAACAUUUUACAAAACAUUUCUUUUGUGUCUUGCUAAACAAGUGAAGUCAAAGAGGUUUGGAUAAUAUGAUGGUGUGAUUAAAUAUUUUGGUAAACUGUCUCUUUAAGGAAAAGGGCAAAAAGACGAGAAUUUAAAGGUGAAACCUGUGUUUUUUCAGUGGUAAAGUCUCUGUUUAAUAUGAAGAGACGUCAGUAAAAAUAAAGCAUCAACAGCCCAACCAAUAGCACUGAUUUUAGGUGGGACUGUCAUUUUGAUUGACCAAUGGCAGACAUUGGGGUGUUUCGAAAAUGGAAUAGUUGCACAGAAAAGGCACGUCACCUUUAAAUGAUUAAUGAGAAGUGUUAGGCAUAAUAUGGAAGGACAUUGAGGCCAAAAUUUUAUCACGUCAAAUGUCAACAACCAGUAAGAUCACUGUAUUUGAAUUAUAUUAUCAGAAUAUAAUAAUUUAGUAUUUACAUAUACAAACAUUGUAUAUCAUGUUUAUUUGUGCAAAAUCAUGAUCGUUGUGAGUCUCAAAAUGGUCAAAAAGUGCAUGUACAGUGGUCCCUCGUUAAUAGCGAGAGUUCUAAACAUUAAAAACAUUUUAAAAAAGAGUUAAAAACAGCCUGCAAUAGGUGAAAUCCGCAAAGUAGUCAGCUUUAUUUUUUACAAUUAUUCUAGAUGUUUUAAGGCUGUAAAACCCCCUCACUGCACUAUUUUCUCAGAGGCAUUAACAUUUUCACACUUUAGUCUCUUGUUUAAACACUCGCGUAACUUCUACUUUCCUUUAGCAUGUCCAUAAGUCCAACUUUUUGUGAGAUGGUUAGCAUCUUCCUCUGCCUUUUGGGUGCUACUUUGGGUGCCUUUGACGAUGUAGAACAGGGGUCACCAAUCUCGGUCCGGGAGGGCCGGUGUACCUGCGGGUUUUAGCUCCAACUUCCCUCAACACACCUGCCUGGGUGUUUCAAGUAUACCUAGUAAGACCUUGAUUAGCUUGUUCAGGUGUGCUUGAUUAGGGUUGGAGCUAAAAUCUGCAGGACUCCGGCCCUCCAGGAAAAAGUUUGGUGACCUUUGAUGUAGAAUGUUUAGUCGACAUUGGGAGAAAACUUGCUAAUAUACAGUCCAGCACUUCAGUGUCACACUGCUAGUGAUAGAAGAUAUGUGUCAAUUUGUCAAGCUGAAUGCAUCCUGUACUGAACAGGAGACACGGCACGUAGGAGAUUGAUUGACAAUGGUCUACAACCAAUCAGGACACAAAACACAAUGCACUAAUCAGGACGCUGCAGAAAAAAAGCAUGUCAAAUUGUACAAAAAAAUCCACGAAACUGCGAGGCCAUGAAAGGUGAACCGUGUUAUAAGGGACCACUGUAUACAAAUGCUAAAAAACAUGACAUGAUCAGAUUUUACUAAUUUUCUUUAAAGCAGGAUGUCCAAACCUGUUCACACACAGUGUGACCAAAAUAAUGUACUAAGCAGGUACCACAUUUGAAAAAAUAACCUAUUUUUUAUUUAGUGUGAAUAUGAGUAGGAUGAAGGGAAUCUGGACAUACUACAUCCGCCAUGUUGUUGUGAUUACAUGACCUCAGUUGCAUUGUUUCCAUACGAAUUAGAAAUGAUCCACCAUGGCCUCAUGGGAAAGUAAAAUGUCCAUUGUAAAUGCACUCAAGAAUCAGAACUAGUAGUUCAUGAAGGUACUGCACGCCUACUGUUUUUGAAUGCUAUGAAUUUGGAUAUACUACUCGACUCAUAUACUAUACAUACUAUAUAGUAGGGAAGUAACUCUUUAGUGGCUAUUUACAUGACAAUGUUUCAACCAAAAACCUUAAUAUUUAUAUUUUAUAAAAAGUUUUCCCUUUCUGAUUACACGACUAACGUGAAAAUACAUUAAUCUGAAAAUGGGUUAAAAAAAGUGGACGUUUUUGAAAAUGCUGCCACGUUGUUACUUAUUUACAGGUACUGCUUAAUAACAACGUGACAGUUCAAAUUCUGACCUGGCAUAUGUAAUACAGAGUUUUUGGCAAUAUUUGGUGGAUGUGUAAAUGCAGAUUACUUUGAAAAUGUUGUGUAAACGUGAAAUUUUUUAAACCCCAAGGGAAAAAUAUUUCAGUUUUUGACUACUACAUUGUCAUGCAAGCAUAGCCUAGAUGUACAUUAAACGUACCUAAAACAGCUGAUUGAGUUGGUUGAGCUGAAAAUUGCAAGCCAUUAGACAUCCAGGAGCAGUAUUGGACUACCCUUGUUUUAAAUGCUUUUGGUACCAAUGGCCUUCCAUAUCUUUGUGGCAUCACAAUGUGUGCGGGUAAAGAUUGACAGGUCUGGAUUAGAUGUAGCAUUUGAUGUACUUGUGAGAUGUUCGCAGUAUCAUGAAGUUUAAGGGCUGGGGCGCAUGUAAAGAUUCAUGUGGGCGGCCUGUAGUGUCCUACAAAUACCCCUUUGUAAUUAUUUAUUAUGUUAUAUUUAUUCAUUGUAAAUUUAUUUUCUGCUUUUCGGAGCCAAUAUAGCAGGAAGACGCUUGUAAACCCCCUUAAUUAGUUUAACCUACAUUAUUGUUAACCAAGGACAUGAUGGUUGGAAUUUGGAUGGACGUUUGGAAAUGCAUUGCGAGACAGGGUAUGGGACAUUGUAACAAGGAAGAAAGUUCGAGUAUGCAAAACAGUUACGAAGAGGAAAAAAAACGUUUGGGACUGAAAGCAACGCCCUCAUAUUCUCUAUUCAAUGGACCACAAAGCCUCUAUGUGUCUCUAUGUGCCUGCAGAAAAUUCAACCUGGACUGAAUAUUGAGCAGCAGGACUGCAAACAACCCACCACGAACCUCCGGGCCUCUUUAUCUCAACCACUGUAGCCAAGCGAAAACGUCUCAAUCCUGGAAAAAAAAAACAUGUCACUUUUCAAGAAGAGAAUUGUUUGAGCCACCAAACAGGAGCCUGAAACUUAAACGGUACAAACUUUUGAGCAAGUGCAAGUAGAUUUUUUAUAGUCCUGUUGUAAAGCAUGAGGACAUUGAAAAGAGAGAGACUUUGGCUCUUUUAUGCUUUAUGGAUGUGGAAUGACGUAAAAAACAAGACAAAAAGCUGCAAUUUUAUACGUUCUUAGUAAUGGCUUUCUUAAAGGGACCUCUAUAGCCUACUUUUCGCUUUGGCUGUUGUGCUAACAUGAUUUUCCCGUUUAGGGUAGAACUGAGACGCUGUUGUAAUAAAAGAUUGUGAUGAUUAUUUCACCAUCUC